AUGUCGAGCGAGCAUCGCGGCCUGUCACCGCCUCCUUCGCCGUUCUCAGAACUUGAGCUGCCAGUCGUCCCAGCCGAUGACCUGGGCAUGGUUGCCGCCGAUGACAACUCUCGGGAAAAGGCCGAGGCUCAGCCAGCACUGAAAGUGAUAAGAAAGCGCAAAGCAGCCGGGACGCGUCGCAAGAUUACCUACAUCUCCAGGCACUUUCCGACAGAGAAGCCAAAGAAUGACCAGCAAGAAGUUUUGCCGCAGAAGGAAGACCAGCAAGGCGGCUCUAAGCUGAAAAGUAACGAUGCAUCGAGCGUGCACCAGGAUGAUUCUUCGAAGACCAGCACGCUUCCGGUGAUACCAGGCCUGCCCCGGAUCUGCUAUGGACUCAAUAUCGACGAGCUCUCAUCUGACUCGAGCCUCACCGAUGUUCCCGAAGAUAUCGGACCUGACCCGUUUCCGCCAGAUGUCACGUCGCCCAGAUUCCCUUCCCUGGUACAGGCAAUCAAGGUUAAAACCGGGAGAGUGCGAGUGCCGACAAAGUCACCGUAUUUCGCCGCGGCACACAAGCAUCGACUAACAUUCCUAUCAACCCUGCCAUUCCCGCCUCUGUCCCACGGAACCUUUGGCUUGAUGCAGGAACGCCUAGCUCACGACCCGUUUCGUCUCCUCAUCGCGACCAUCUUCUUGAACAAGACGCCAGGCGAGCGAGCAAUGCCGGUCUUCUACCAACUCAUGUCGCGCUACCCAACGCCGACGGACCUCGCCAAUGCUGAAGUCAGCGAUGUUACUUCCAUCAUCUAUGGAUUGGGAUUUCAGAAUCAAAGAGCACGGAAAUGCGUUGCCAUGUCGAAAGUCUGGCUCGAGAAGCCGCCAGAACGUGGGAAGCGAUACAAGAAGCAAAACUACCCUCUGAAAGGCGAUGGACGGGACGUCGGAAACGGUGAAGUUCUGGAUGACAAUGACGGGCGCGUGGCAUGGGAGAUCUCUCAUUUGCCAGGGCUCGGACCUUACUCACACGAUAGCUGGCGCAUGUUCUGUCGUGACAGGCUGAGAAACCUCGCUAAGAAUUGGAACGGGGAGGGUGCGGAGAAUCCAGACAGUUUUGAACCCGAGUGGAAGCGAGUCGUUCCAUUGGAUAAGGAAUUGCGCGCAUGGCUUACUUGGAUGUGGUUGAAAGAAGGCUGGGUUUGGAAUAAAGAGACCGGAGCGCGAACAAAAGCAAGCGACGAGCUGAUGUCAAUGGCCAGCGGAGGUGGCAUUGUCGUUGAGGAAAAGGAUUCUGAUCACCUUACAGUGAAGACUGUUCCAGGAGACGAUUUGCGGAGCCUCAAAGCGCAGAAAAAGGUCGAAAGUACUGCAGGAGACUUCCUGCCCGAGGUCUCAGAUACCGGGCGCAGGGAGGUUAGAUAG
This is a messenger RNA of Cladophialophora carrionii CBS 160.54, 1401 nucleotides long. RefSeq lists its product as uncharacterized. The record is from RefSeq and is a predicted model, not a curated record. Gene Ontology annotation, cellular component: nucleus. Lineage: Eukaryota; Fungi; Ascomycota; Eurotiomycetes; Chaetothyriales; Herpotrichiellaceae. Gene Ontology annotation, biological process: base-excision repair. Gene Ontology annotation, molecular function: DNA binding; catalytic activity. The coding region runs from base 1 to 1401 and encodes 466 amino acids. The transcript has a single exon.